CACUACCGCACUUCAACCACCCCAACUACACCGCCAUGCCCGAGAUCAAGCUCCGAAACCAGCCGUUUGACGUAGCCUUCUCGCCUCGCGCGAGCGUGCUCUGCGCAGCCCUCCUCACCGGCGAGAUCAAAGCGUGGACAUACGACGACGCCGGCGCCACCACCACGGCCUGGAGUGCGCGUCCGACGAAACGCACUGCCCGCGCGCUCCACUUCUCGCCUGACGGCAACGACAUCUGGAUGGGCGGCAAGUCGGGCAUCAUUGCACAGCUGGACGCGUCGACCGGCGCGGUCAAGUGGCACGCGGAGGCGCACGCCGCCCCCGUGAACCGCGUGCAUGUCGUCAACCCCCAGCUCGUGGCGUCUGGCGACGACGACGGCGUCAUCAAGUUCUGGGACGCGCGCGCGCCGUCCCAGAUCCGCGAAUAUACGCAGCAUUGGGACUAUAUUUCCGACUUUGCGUAUUUCGAGGACCGGCGGCUGCUCGUCGCGACGUCGGGCGACGGACACCUCUCGGCCAUCGAUAUCCGGCGGAACAAGGCCGAGCCGGCGCAUCUCAGCGCCGACCAAGAGGACGAGUUGUUGAGCGUGUGCCCCAUCAAGGGCGGGGAGAAGUUUGUCGUCGGCACGGGGCUCGGCGUGCUCAGCGUGUGGGAUAGGAGUAAGGGGUGGGAGGAUGGGGUGGAUCGCAUGCUGGGACAUCCGGCGAGUGUCGAUGCUGUUGUUGCGCUCAGCGAGGAUAUCGUCGCGACGGGGAGCGAAGACGGCAUGGUCCGCGUUAUCCAGGUGCAGCCGAAUUCGUUCCUCGGCGUUAUCGCUACGCAUGACGAGUACCCCAUCGAGCGGCUCGCGCUCGACCGCUCGGCCAAGUGGCUCGCGAGCGUGUCGCAUGACGAGUGCAUCAAGCUCACGGACUGUGAGGGGAUGUUCGAGGACGACAGUGGGGCGGAGGAUGUCGAGAUGGGUGAUGAGGAGGAGGAGGGCGAUGCCGCCAUGGACGAAGACAGUGAGGACGACGACUCGGACAACGAGCCCGCACAAGCCGCACCGGUCGAUUGGGGAUCCGACAGCGACGACGACAAGCCGCAGCGCAAGAAGAAAGUCAGGAAGGGGCAGCACAAGGUCGGCAAGGAGCGGGUGAAUGAGGAGGCGGGGUUCUUUGACGACCUCUGACGUCCCUCUCUUCCUCCGCCAUCUCCCCUCACCCUUCCCCAUAGAUCUAGAUGUAUGCAUGAUAUAACGUACAGUGGUGAUGCAACUACAAUGCCAGC
Messenger RNA from Cutaneotrichosporon oleaginosum, 1270 nucleotides. RefSeq lists its product as uncharacterized. NCBI's taxonomy places the organism in Eukaryota, Fungi, Basidiomycota, Tremellomycetes, Trichosporonales, Trichosporonaceae. Gene Ontology annotation, molecular function: protein binding. The record is from RefSeq and is a predicted model, not a curated record.